This is a messenger RNA of Oncorhynchus masou masou (cherry salmon), 4710 nucleotides long. Its product is annotated as gastrula zinc finger protein XlCGF26.1-like. NCBI's taxonomy places the organism in Eukaryota, Metazoa, Chordata, Actinopteri, Salmoniformes, Salmonidae. The record is from RefSeq and is a predicted model, not a curated record. The transcript has 3 exons. The coding region runs from base 1586 to 3100 and encodes 504 amino acids.
AUUUGAAUAGGACUGUGACUGAAGGAGUGGGAUGUUUUUAUUUAUCUAUAUUUGUAUUUUGUUUUGAGGUCGUUGUUCCCCUUCCCCUUUUCAAUAUUGGACGUGUUUCUUUUUCUACAGUUUACUAACCGUACAGUAGGUGGCGGUAGACACGUUAUAUUUGUGUAAAUGUCAGUAUACCAGAGAAGAAGAUGACGCUUCUGCACUAUCCAAGUGGGGAACAGGAAGUACCGGGUCGAAACGACAGAACUGUGCUGUUGUGUCGAUAGUGGUUGUGUCCGUUUCAAAUGUAUCAUUGUAGGAGUUUGCUCGUGGUGAAAUGGCGACAUGAGGCUGUGUGAUGAAGUGUCAAAAUAGAGGGAAGCUAACUGAAGUUAUCCUUCAUCAUUUGGAGAGAGAGAGGCCAACUGCAUGGAAUGGCGUCGAUUAAUGCAGAGUAAUCGGUUCACAUAUCAAACCCAUUCCAUGGAGGACCAAGUGCCUGCUUGUUUUCGCUCCAUACUUGUACUUGAUACAUGUGUACUAAUAUUGUACUAAUAUUCAGACACAUUUAGUUGUUUCUAUAUUUAUCUUUAGCUAACCGAUCGCUUCAGCUGUACAUAGUCUAUUGGUAAAUAGCCCACCCAUUUUCACCUACCUCAUCCCCAUACUGUUUUUAUUUAUUUACUUUUCUGCUCUUUUGCCCACCAAUAUCUCUACCUGUACAUGACCAUCUGAUCAUUUAUCACUCCAGUGUUAAUCUGCAAAAUUGUAAUUAUUCGCCUACCUCCUCAUGCCUUUGGCACACAAUGUAUAUAGACUCCCCUUUUUUUCUACUGUGUUAUUGACUUGUUAAUUGUUUACUCCAUGUGUAACUCUGUGUUGUCUGUUCACACUGCUAUGCUUUAUCUUGGCCAGGUCGCAGUUGCAAAUGAGAACUUGUUCUCAACUAGCCUACCUGGUUAAAUAAAGGUGAAAUAAAAAAAUAAAAUAAAAAAUCUAUAAUUCAGGGUUUUCAUACGGGGCUUCAAGUAAAUUAAUAUUAGUGUCUGAAAAAGUCCAUGAAUUUGACUUGCCACUAUAUGACCCCUGAUAAUUCUUAAUAUGGUGUGAAUGGGAAAUACAUUUGGUUUUUGUGAGUGAAAUAAUACAGUGAAGACAAGGUUAUUCAUAAAAUAGUACAUAGUGCUGCCUGAAACACUGCAAUCUUGUACUAAAUGGUUUUUGGGUAAUUUAUGCAUUUAUGUGAAUUUAGGAAAUCUACUAUAAAUUAAGUGCACUUAUGUUGUGCAAUUUAAAAUGUGUACUUUGUGUCGAAUGUGAGUGAAUGUUUUGUCGGGGAUUAGCUACCUGAUCUACAGAAAUUAGAUAAUUGAACAUGAAAAAAUAGAAGAAAAAAAAUAGCAGAAUAAAGUGCCAGAACUGUCAAGAAAAUAACUUUUCUGUCCGUUUGUCUUUAUUACUACAGACCGACUCAGAUUAAGUCUGAGGCCGUUAACGUCAACAGUGAGGACAAACCAAUCCUGCCACUCUCCUUCCACACUGAGUAGAAACACUGGGUCUUGAUUGUAACAGGGGAGGCAAGUUUGCACUGCAGGAUCCAGAGAUGGCAUCAGUGAAGCUGGAAGACUGCAGUCAAACACUGGAGCUGAAUGUCAACAUUAAAGAUGAAGAAGAGGAGGAGAAUAUUAGGACAACUGUUAGUCAUGGGUACCAUGUUGAGACAUUCUCCAAAUCCAGAGAGCAACAGCAGGAAGAUCAGAGAGCUAAGAUGUCUCAUCACUGCCCACAUUGUGAAGAGAUUUUCCCAUUUCUAUCAAAGCUAAAAAUACACCUAAAAAUACACACAGGAGAGAAGCCUUACUCCUGCUCUGACUGUGGAAAAUGCUUCAAAACAUCAACGGUGCUAAAACGUCAUCAGAGAACACACACAGGAGAGAAGCCUUUCUUCUGCUCUGACUGUGGAACUCGUUUCUCUCAACUUUCCCACUUAAAAUCACAUGAACGUAUCCAUACAGGGGAGAAGCCAUACUCCUGCUCUGACUGUGGAAAAUGUUUCAAAACAUCAACGGUGCUGAAACGUCAUCAGAGAACACACACAGGAGAGAAGCCUUUCUUCUGCCCUGACUGUGGAACUCGUUUCUCUCAGCUUUCCCAAUUAAAAUCACACGAACGUGUACAUACAGGAGAGAAGCCUUUCUUUUGCUCUGACUGUGGGGCGAGUUUCUCUCAGCGGAGCACCUUAAAAACACACCAACGUAUACACACAGGAGUGAAGCCUUAUUCCUGCUCUGACUGUGGAAAAUGUUUUAAAACAUCAAAUGAGCUAAAAGUUCACCAGAAAACACACACAGGAGAGAAGCCUUACUCCUGCCCUGACUGUGGAACUAGUUUCUCUCAGCUUUCCCACUUAAAAUCACACGAACAUGUACAUACAGGAGAGAAGCCUUUCUUCUGCCCUGACUGUGGAACUAGUUUCUCUCAUCUUUCCCACAUAAAAUCUCAUGAACGUAUACAUACAGGAGAGAAGCCAUACUCCUGCUCUGACUGUGGAAAAUGUUUUAAAACAUCAAAUGAGCGAAAAGUUCACCAGAGAACACACACAGGAGAGAAGCCUUUCUUCUGCCCUGACUGUGGAACUAGUUUCUCUCAUCUUUCCCACUUAAAAUCACAUGAACGUAUACAUACAGGAGAGAAGCCUUACGUCUGCUCUGACUGUGGGGUAAGUUUCUCUCGUCUGGACACCUUAAAAACACACCAACGUAUACACACAGGAGAGAAGCCUUACUCCUGCUCUGACUGUGGAAAAUGCUUCACAACGUUAACUGAUCUAAAAGUUCACCAGAGAACACACACAGGAGAGAAGCCUUAUUCCUGCUCUGACUGUGGAAAAUGUUUUAAAACGUCAAAUAAGCUUAAAGUUCACCAGAGAACACACACAGGAGAGAAGCCUUUCUUCUGCCCUGACUGUGGAACUAGUUUCUCGCAACUUUCCCACUUAAAAUCACACGAACGUAUACAUACAGGGGAGAAGCCAUACUCCUGCUCUGACUGUGGAAAAUGCUUCAAAACAUCUACUCAACUAAAAGUUCAUCAGAGAACAUGUGCAUUUGUGCAUUAGAAAAGUCUUACUCCUGUUCUGACUGUGGGGUGAGUUUCUCUCAACUGGAUAUCUAAAAAACACACCAACAUAUACACACAGGAGAGAAGACUUACUCCUUCUCUGUGGGAAGGUGGGUGUGUAACUCAAACUUCUAGCCAAAGGCUGCUGUGUUUAGAAUCUCAUCAAGGAGGAUUGUAGCAUUUUAGCUAAUUAGCAACUUUGCAACUUCUUAGGACUACUUACUACUUUUUAGCUAUUACUUAGCAUGUUAGCUUAGCAUGCAACUACUAAGUAUGUUUGGUAACCUUUCCCCUAAAACCAUUUAACCCCUCACCCCUAACCUAGCUAACCUUAGCAACAACAAAUUGGAAUUCGUAACAUAUUGUAUGAAUAGCAAUGCGUAGAAUAACAUAAGAAUUGUAAUUCGUAACAUACGAUACAAGUCGUAUUAUACUGAACAACAAUCUCAACGCAACAAUUUCAAAGAUUUACAGUUCGUAUUAGGAAAUCAGUCAUUUUAAAUAAAUGAGGCCCUAAUCUAUGGAUUUCACAUGACUGGGCAGGGGCUCAGGAAUGUGUGGGACUUGGGAGGGCAUAGGCCCACUUGGGAUCCAGGCCCAGCCAAACAGCAUAAGUUUUUUUCCCCACAAAAGGUCUAUAUUACAGACAUAAAUACUACCCAGUAUACAUAAAUACUACCCCCCCCCGUGGUUACAUGAGGCCGGUUGGAUGUACUGCCAAAUGGUAGAGAUAUAAAUAUUGAGUUCUCUGGCAACAGCUCUGGUGGACAUUCCUGCAUUCAUCAUGACAAUUGCACAUUCCCUGAACUUGAGACAUCUGUGUUGUGUGGCCUUUUAUUGUCCCCCAGUACAAGUUGUAAUGAUAAUGCUGUUUUAUCAGCAUCGUGAUGUGCCACACCUGUCAGGUGGAUGGAUUAUCUUGACAAUGGCUGAAAUGCUCACUAACAGUAUAUAUAAACAAAGUUGUGCACAACAUUUGUUUUUUGUGCACAUGGAACAUUGUUGGAUUUUUUUUAUUUCAACUCAUGAAACCAACAUUUUAAAUGUUUAGUUUAUAUUGGUAGUCCAAUGUUAUGUAACGUAAUGGAGUGGCAAGGAUGUUUUUUGUAUCAUAUAAACGUUUUGCUCUGAGACCAGGUUGUCCCUCUGCAGUAUUCUGUGUGAAGGAGCUCGUAGAUACUUUUUUUAUUGAACCUUUACUUAACUUGGCAAGUCAGUUCUUAAUUCUUACUUACAAUGAUGGCCAAGGAACAGUGGGUUAACUGCCUUGUUCAGAGGCAGAACGACAGAUUUUUACCUUGUCAGCUCGGGGAUUCGAUCUUGCAACCAACGCUCUAACCACGAGGCCACCUUCCGCCCCUAACAUGUAUCAGAUAGAGAUGGUAUGAUGAUCACUUUUCACCAUAAAUUUGGGGGGAUUAUUUUACAACUUUAUUUAAUGAUACACCGUUUAUGAAAUUAAUCCAUGUGUUUAUUAAUGGUCUUUAAAACUAGAUUAGUUAUUUUAGUUACUGAUCAUGAAUGUGUUUGGAUAACUGCAUUGAAGCAAACUUUAUUGAUCUGCCAAUGAAAAAUAAAGUUACAUGAAUAUGUACUGGUCAACCUCUU